AUGCGUAUCGAAUCUCUUGCCGCCGCUUUGACGUUCGGCUCGUCUGCUUUCGCGGCACAGCUAACCCAAGUCUCGAACUAUGGUGGCAGUGCAAAAGCGAAACCUGGGAUGUGGGUCUACGUCCCAGACACGGUAAAAUCAGACGCCCUCGUUGUCGCCAUCCACAGCUGCCAAUCCUCCGCGCAAAAGUACUUUGCCAACGCCAAGAUCCCGUGGAAACAGGGCUCCGACCGCAAAGGCUACGUUUCUGUCUGGCCGUCCUCCACAACCGAGUGCUGGGACGUUAGCUCGAAGUCGAGUUUGAGUCACGAUGGAGGCGGGGAUUCGAAUGCAAUUGCGAAUAUGAUCAAGUAUGCGAUUACGCAGUACAAGAUUAAUCCGGCGAAGGUGUUUGUCACGGGUGGAAGUUCCGGAGGAAUGAUGUCCAACGUCAUGGCAGCCACCUACCCCGAACUCAUCACCGCCGUAUCCCUCUACUCCGGCGUCCCCGCCGGCUGUUUCGUCUCUUCGUCCGGUGCAUCCGCCGCUUGGAACAACACGUGUUCUGGAGGGCAGUCUACGGCAACUGCGCAGAAAUGGGGCGAUGUUGUUAGAGCCAUGUACCCCGGCUACAACGGGACUCGUCCGCGGAUGCAGAUCUGGCACGGAUCCACUGAUGGAACGUUGAGCCCGAAUAAUUAUCAAGAGACAAUUAAGCAGUGGACUAAUGUGUUUGAUGUAUCUAUCACACCGACUUCAUCCAAGCCAGAUACGCCAGAGAAGAACUACAGGAUGGACGAUUUUGGUCCGAAUGUUGAGGGUAUUUGGGCGGUUGGCGUUGGACAUAGUGUACCGAGUCACUUAGAUGCUAGUGAGGCUUGGUUCGGACUGUAG
Molecule: messenger RNA, 873 nt
Organism: Lindgomyces ingoldianus
Lineage: Eukaryota; Fungi; Ascomycota; Dothideomycetes; Pleosporales; Lindgomycetaceae
Product: acetylxylan esteras-like protein 1 precursor
Exons: 3
Coding region: 1-873 (290 amino acids)
Cellular component (GO): extracellular region
Molecular function (GO): hydrolase activity
Source: RefSeq, a predicted model, not a curated record